Mya arenaria is the source of this 3614-nucleotide messenger RNA. Its product is annotated as PSME3-interacting protein-like. Gene Ontology annotation, cellular component: nucleus. Bases 152 to 943 code for a protein of 263 amino acids. The record is from RefSeq and is a predicted model, not a curated record. The transcript has 7 exons. Lineage: Eukaryota; Metazoa; Mollusca; Bivalvia; Myida; Myidae.
UCAGAAACGCAGAAAUAUAAAUACAUGAAAAAGAGUUUGUAUGUGAACAUUCCCAACUGAUCUCUUUAUAUGUUCUAAAAAAAAUCUGUGUCAAACUUUCAGUAUUCGGAUAAGAACUUCUAUUCGGAAGCUGUUAGAAUAAAUCACAAGCAUGAGCUUCAGCGCUUCAUCCAUCUCUGGUCUGGGUGUGAAGAAGUUUGAGUCGCAAACUGAGGUGGACGAGAAGAAACGGCUUCGACAGGAGGAAUGGGAGAAGGUGCGCAAGCCCGACGACCCUGAAGUAUUCCCUGAGGAGCCUGUAGAUAACAGAUGUCUCUAUGACAAACUCGAAGAGCAACGGCUGAAGAAACAGGAGGAGUUUGAUGAAAAAGUUGCCUUCCGAAACCAGGUGAGGAGACUGGAUGAAGAUGAGACACAAUUCCUCGACUUCUGUACAGAACGACAACAGGAUAUUAAGGAUGAGAGACGAUUGGAAGAACAGAGAAUAAUUUCAGAGAUGAAAGAUUCUCGGGUUGUAAAAGUUGAAGAGAAAGAAGCAGUAAAUAAAACAGAAGAGAAAAAGCCUAGACCACAAACUGCACAAGCUUCCAAGAAAUCUCAACUGUCGUUACUAGCAGGGGCUGUCAAGCGAAAAAGCACUGAGGAGACUUCGCCGACAAAGAAGGUCAAGUUGGAUGGCAAAACUGAACCAGUGGCAGACAACACAUCUCUAAGUUCCUCCCCAAAACCUCAGCCAGUUGUUACUAGUAAAAAUGGAGGAGUAGCAAAAGUUGUGGCCGUGUUGCCUGUAGCCUUGGCGGGCCUUACAGACUAUGCUGACUCCAGCGAUUCCCUUUCAAGCAGCAGUGACUCGGAGGAGGACUUUAGCUUGUCGGGAAGAAAUAUAGCCAUGCAAGCUAUGCAGGCUGUGAAACAGCACGUCAAACAACAGCAGCAUCAGUGAUUUAAUGCAGGGGUUGGUGCUGGUGUAACAACAGCAGCAUCAAUGAUUUAAGGCAGGGGGUGGUGCUGGUGUAACAACAGCAUCAUCAGUGAUUUAAAGCAGGGGGUGGUGCUGGUGUAACAACAGCAGCAUCAUUAACAACAGCAGCAUCAGUGAUUUAAGGCAGGGGGUGGUGCUGGUGUAACAACAGCAGCAUCAGUGAUUUAAGGCAGGGGGUGGUGCUGGUGUAACAACAGCAGCAUCAGUGAUUUAAAGCAGGGGGUGGUGCUGGUGUAACAACAGCAGCAUCAGUGAUUUAAAGCAGGGGGUGGUGCUGGUGUAACAACAGCAGCAUCAGUGAUUUAAGGCAGGGUGAUGGUGCUGGUGUAACAACAGCAGCAUCAGUGAUUUAAGGCAGGGGGUGGUGCUGGUGUAACAACAGCAGAAUCAGUGAUUUAAGGCAGGGGGGGUGCUGGUGUAACAACGGCAUCAUCAGUGAUUUAAUGCAGGGGGUGGUGCUGGUGUAACAACAGCAGCAUCAGUGAUUUAAGGCAGGGGGUGGUGCUGGUAUAACAACAGCAGCAUCAGUGAUUUAAGGCAGGGGGUGGUGCUGGUGUAACAACAGCAGCAUCAGUGGUUUAAGGCAGGGGGUGGUGCUGGUGUAACAACAGCAGAAUCAGUGGUUUAAGGCAGGGGGUGGUGCUGGUGUAACAACAGCAGCAUCAGUGAUUUAAAGCAGGGGGUGGUGCUGGUGUAACAACAGCAGAAUCAGUGAUUUAAAGCGGUGCUGAUGUAACAACAGCAUCAUCAGUGAUUUAAUGCAGGGGGUGGUGCUGGUGUAACAACAGCAGAAUCAGUGAUUUAAAGCAGGGGGUGGUGCUGGUGUAACAACAGCAGCAUCAGUGAUUUAAAGCAGGGUGAUGGUGCUGGAUUAGAGUGAAUUGAGGGAUGCAUGAAAAAUGGAACUUUUAAUGUGAAUCAGCAUAUUGGGAGCCAUAUCUUCAAGACCUGUUCAAUUCAGGUUAUUCAUGUUAGACUAUUCUAAUUACAACAACAGUUUAGUAGUGAUUAAAAAAUUAGACACAUACAUGUAUAUAUCAUAAUCGACUCACAGAAAUAAUCGGUCAAGAUCCAUCAACCAUGGAUUUUACAUUUAAAACUUACAAUAUGAAGGAAAGUUCAUUGAAAUUCAAAUAAAACUUUUUCAAUAAAAGAAUGGUUACGGUAAUUGUAAACUGUUGGUUGGAAAUAUUUCAAUUUGUUAAUGUCCCAUUCUUGCCGUCUUAUAUUAUCUAAUGAAAUGCUACGGCAUAUAAAAAGAAAAUAGCAAUAACAAACAAAAUCGAUUAUCGCUGUCUGCAGAAGCAAACCACCAACUUUCAACAAUAACAGUUAACCAAAACCUGAUCAUUGUUUUAUCCUUAAUGUUAAGGUUCAAACUGAAGAUGCUUAGAAAUUUGUAAUGUUAAUUAUUAACAUUGCUCCAAUUUCUCAAAACUUCUUAAGUCCCUUAUAAUAGGAUUAAGCUAAGCUCACUCCAUUUGUUUUUCAAUAAUUUGCGUAAUAUUUACUUCCUAAAGAGUUUUUAUAGAAAUCAUCUUUAUGAUAAUCACAAUAAAUCAUUUUUCGUUUAACAAAAUUCAAUUUAAGUAUGUAUUUUGGCUGAUUGAAAUAAGUUUAAGCCUGUUAAGCUUAAAAGAAGUUUUGAGAAAUUUGGGCCAGUAUACAUAGCGGCAUAAAUGAUUUAUGUACAAUAGUGAAGUGCAUGUUGUUUUUUCUGAGAGAUGCAUAUAUGAGGAUAAUCCCUAUAUGCUGAACACUGUGUUAUACUUAUUUUAUGAAAUGACUUAGACCAUAAAUUUAAAUACUGCUGAACACAUUUAUAUCACUUCAAAUGUUGCAAUGUACCAGAAUCAUAACCAGCAAACAGGUUAUAUUGACAUAUACUAAAGUAUGUAUAGUUAUGUGAAACUUUGAAUGCCUUGUGACCCCCAUAUUAUGUUAGUGUCAUUUUAAAGGGUUUUCUGUGUUAAGACAAGAUUAUUAUUAUUUUCAAAAGUCAUUUCAGUUGAAAUAAAAAAUUAAAAUUUCUUUUAUGCGUUUUCGAUCAUUUAUUUUACGAUAUUUGUAAUUAGCAAAAAGGUACCCUUUUAUGAUUAAUAAUACAAAAAUUAUAUGGGUCUACCAGGCACCCUUAUAUUACAUUAUUGCCAACGUUGUGAUGCAAUUACUAGCUUAUUCCUGCAUCAGAUACCUCAAUAUUACAGGUACAUGCAACUGUACCUUUGAAACAUUUUAGGCUUAUGCAUUUAUUACUUUAUAUAUAUAGAAUACAACCUACAUUUUCAGCCAAUAAAAUUGCAGAUUGGCAGUUAUUUAGUACUAGGUGUAAUCAUUAAAAAUAUCAUCUUUUGUGGGUGCUUAAUGUCUGCCUACUGCCACUCAUGCGAUACACAUUCCCUGCGUCAGAAUAUAAUAAUAUGUCAGCCAAUGGUGUUGUUUUCUAAGUGAGUUAAAUGACCUGAAGUAAAAUCUUAGUAAAAUCUUGAUGAUUAAGAUUUUACUUCAGGUCAUCUAACUAUUACUUAAUCCCUGCAACAGUGUUAAACAUAUUUGGAUACCUUGUUUCAUUAUUACUAUAUUUUCAUGUUCCAUUGUUUUAGUCAUUACUGGAAUAAAUUAUUUGACUGAG